AUGGACGAGCCCGCACGCAAGCGCCGAAGAACCGAUUCACCAGAGGAGCACGGUAGGCAAUCAAGCCCUCUGAAAAAGCCCCCGCAACGGCCAUCAUUCGCAUCGCCUACGAAAGCUAGCCUUGCGCGCAAUUAUCCCGACUUGUUGCGUGCUGCAUCUGCUGCAUCGCCAGGACCGCGAGCAAACGGCCGUAGCAGUUAUGUACAGGCGCGAGAUCAGCAGGCGCGUCAACCGAUUCUCGAGGAGACGGAAGAUAGGAACGCAAUUUUUCGCGCAAGAAGGACGCUGAAAAGGAGUCCAGUCCCUAGGAUUGCACAAGACGAAGACGGUUCCGAGUUGCCUGCGACAUCAUCAGUAGCAGAUACUGAGGAGCAAGACGAUUCUCGUCAAGGUUUACCAUAUUCUUCACCCAGCAGAAGGCCACACCGCGUCAGAGAGCCAGUUACGCAGUCGCCUCUCAAAAAUAAAGCUCCUUUAGUCAAGGAAAAUAGCCUUACACGAGCAGUUGCAGACAAUCCAGCGGGUAAAGACCGUGCCCCAGAUCCGACACAAACAAGAGACUCUCCUGAUCCAGAGUUAGAGAAGAAAAAACAAGAAAGGGCACGGCUGCAACGCGAGAUUGAGCACUUGAAUUCACAAGUGUCUAGAUGCGCGCAAGAGAUCGUCAAAGAGCAGCAGCGAGCGCCGCAGGAAUCCAUGCCUGCCUCAGAACGGAACAAUUUAGUAAACUUCAUCACCGAAAUUAGUGGUAUUGAUGCUGAACAGAACCAACCAACCCCUGUGUCAAGUUUGUUGUGCUCUUUUCUACCCUUCUCCGCACUAUCGGUCCCUCGACCACGCGUGAAGGAGCCCGAAAACCCUAUUCCCUCACAUCGACCUGUGGAAGUGGCCGAUCCCAUGCCCUACCUACAAAUGUUCACCUCCAUGCAAUUCUCCACAGAGAUAAGCCUUCCACGCGGCAAGGUCUCUCUGUCCUCCAAUCGAGUGCAUCAGAAGCACACAAUCGACAUCGUUGGGCCACAGAGGCUUUUGACAGCGCAAGUAUCUAUUCUUCUCGAUGCACUAGCGAACGCAAUAAUCGACCUACGCAUCCUACGUCUCUCGUCAUGGGCCGAACGCGAGUUGGGCACACACAUCCGGGAAAAAGCAGAGGACCAGGACCUUGGAACCAUAUGCUGGGCUAUAGAAUCGUACUGGGAGUUGGCGAAGAAACGUGCCCAGUACUGGCAGAGGUGCGAGACAGCUUUCGCCCACCUUAUCGCCGGACAUGCGAGCGAGGACUCAGAGAACAUUGCUCGACCAACAAGGCCGAAGCAGGUAAUGCCGCGGAAAGAUCUUAGCCGCCACUUAGGUCGCGAUAUCUUGGUCCUGCAGGACGAGCACGUUUUGCUAAAGCUUAAGUGGCGGAUCGGCUUUGAUUGGACUGGUGAGGCCGAGUCGGAGGUUAUGGUUGAAUCUGCCUUUCCUCGAGUUUGGUCUGAGGCAGAUAUAGGUGAUAGUCUCAAGAAAGUGCCAGAGACCUUUGCCUCGCUGCUCCGAACUAAAGGCGCAUUUGAAGCGACCAGAAUCAUGGCAGCGCUCUUAUUUGCUAAAUGA
This is a messenger RNA of Plenodomus lingam JN3, 1596 nucleotides long. RefSeq lists its product as uncharacterized. Lineage: Eukaryota; Fungi; Ascomycota; Dothideomycetes; Pleosporales; Leptosphaeriaceae. The record is from RefSeq and is a predicted model, not a curated record.